Cygnus olor (mute swan) is the source of this 2550-nucleotide messenger RNA. RefSeq names its product inositol 1,4,5-trisphosphate receptor-interacting protein-like 1. The record is from RefSeq and is a predicted model, not a curated record. The transcript has a single exon. Gene Ontology annotation, cellular component: membrane. Bases 409 to 1914 code for a protein of 501 amino acids. Lineage: Eukaryota; Metazoa; Chordata; Aves; Anseriformes; Anatidae.
GAGGGCGGGGCGGGGGGGUCCUGUGACGGGGCGGGGGCGCAGGUGACAUCAGAGGACGUGUCACAAUGGGGGGACUGCUUUUAAGGCAGCCGCAGGCAGCGCUGCUGCAUUUUGGCCUGAGCCAUCGGUGAGUGCAGUACCAGGGGGAAGACUGGGAUGGGCCAGGGCUGGGGCACAAACGCCUGCCCUCCGAGGGCUUGCUAAGCCUGCAGCCAGGGCCCAGCCGCUCAGGGCAGGGCUCGCGGCUGUCACCGCCAGUACUGGCCACAGUCCCUGCUGCCUCCCAGCUCCCUCGCCCCCUCUCCUACCUGACCCCAGGGGCCUGUGGCUCCUGCCAUAGCUCCCUCAGCCGCCAUCCAGCUACCACCCAGCCCCACUGACCUGCUUCUCUCUCACCUCUUUCAGACCAUGGUUUUGGCAACUUUCUUCGUCCUGACAUUCCUGGGCUUAAUCCAGAGCCCAGCGGAGGUCAGCGAUGAAUUGGAUGACGCUACAAAUGAGCGCAUGCGGCAGUAUGCGGAGGAGCUGCAAGAACGCAUGACGCAGCUCCUGUUCGAAAUUGAGGAGGGGGAGAAGGAGCAGAGCUGGGCGCACAUGGGAGCCCUGCUCUUAUCUGUGUUGCAGCACUGGCAGUUCUGGGCCUGUGCUGGUGUUACUCUCCUCUCCUUUUGGCUAUUUUUUCUGCUUCAUAAAAAGCUCGAGGAACUUGACGACAGCAGCGACGAGGAGAGCUCCAGCAACGAUGAGGACAGGGGAGGACAAGCACCAGCAAUCAAUGAUGCAUUGGAUGCAGGCAGUUUUAUUGCACAGAGCAUCCAAUGGCGACAGCUAAACCUGACCACCAAAUGCCAGCUUGUGGAGGGUCUGGUGCACGGCUUUUUCUUUGUAUUUGAGUGGAUCUUGACAGACACUUUCUUUCCAGUGCUGCAUUCACCCAUUGGAGUGGGCAGUGCCUUUGAAGGCUGGAGUCCCCGUGAGGAUGAUACUGUCUACCACUUCCUUGCGCCCAUGACGGCUCCUCGUGGGCACUCCUUCCACCUGGAGCAGAACUCCAUAUGGCAGCUGCCAUCAAGGAAUUCUCGCAUUCGUGUGAAGCUGGAGUGCACGUGCGUGAGGGAGCAGGACUUUGGGAACAUGGUGUGCUUCCUUCACCAGCCUGAGGAGGAGCUGAGAAGAAAUCCGGAGCCCAGCCUCCUACAGACACUGUGCACUGGCUCCUACCUGGAUGUGCGUAAAACCUCCUACUGGUUCCAGCAACUGGUGAAAUCAACCUGGAAAACUCUGCCUGAGUCAGGUGCAUGGCAGGUAAAUGUGCUGACAUCCAGCCGCUCUUGCAGGCUUCAUUUGAUUGAUGACACUGAAUCAACCCUGUUCGUUGAGAUAAUGUUUGGGGUACAACAAGGCGAUUCAGACAUUUUUCUGAGCAGCGAGAACACUGAGGCUAUCUUUACCCCGGACACAAUAUGGCCACAGAGCUGCGCUGUGGCAGAGAUGAAGUUCUUCCGUCACAUAGCCGCAAAUGCCCAGCAGGACAGUUUCCACCUCAGAUGCAUGCAGCUCUGUGCCCGUAUCCUGGUGGGCAACGAUUUUACCACCUAUAUGUUGAAGACAGUUGUCAUGCACCUGCUGACCACCAUCCCUUUGGAAAGCUGGCACAGCAGGGAUUUUUUGAAGCGGAUGGAUGACAUCAUGCAGUACCUGCACUGCUGCGUACUGCAGAAACGCCUGGACCACUUCUUCUUUGGAAACGAGGGAAUGCCUGAGGAGAUCAUCUUGCCCCCAGAUUUCCAAACGUCCAGACCACCCAACCUCUUCUGGCGCAUGGCAAAGGAUGGGACUACCUACUCCCAGGCGAUGCAUGAAUUCCGUGAGCUGCAAGAUCGGCUCACAAGAAUGCUGACCUUUGGGAACUGAAAGAGGCCUUCAUGCACAGAGCUCUGAGGGGUGCUCUGCUGACAGCAGGCAAUGACCUCCCACCACAGAAAGAAGAGGGGAGAACGCAGGACACAGAAAAGGAUCGGAAAACUCUGUGCAGCAACCCACUGCCAAGUGCGGCAAGGUCCUUGUAUGGACAGUCUACCAAGCGUAGUAACCAGUGAUGACUACGAUGGCUACAAAGAUAACUGUUUGCCACGUGCUGCAGAGCUGAGCACGCUGGACACGGAGAAGAUGCAGCUCAGUUGGCAGUGCGAAUUGCUCGUCCAUGUUCUCUCCACAGCCAAACCACCCUUGGGGGAGGAACACCCCAUGCAGCUGAAGAGGCCGCUGCAGGGAGGCUUGAAGCAGAGACUUCUUUACCAGCUGGACAGUGACCAUCUGGCUCUUGCCCAGUGUCCACUCACUCCGGGAGCUUGGCCUCUACAAAAAUGCUAAUAUAUUGCUUGCUUGAACAAACGUUUUGUCCGUGAGUGUCUGUACCACACUUGGUCAGGAAAGGCGGGCAUGAGGUGCUGACAGCUGGGCUGCCACAGCAUCGGGGAGCAUUUUGCUGAGGAGCUGAUUCCGUGGGCUCCAACUGCACUCCUUCCGGAGCUAAAGCUCUGCUGUCUG